GUUAUAUUUGUGCCUGCUAGAGUUGGAAAUAACAUUUCAGAAGCUGAAAAGGCUUGAAUGGAUUUACAGAAGGGGUUUUUUUGCGAGUAAUUCAUGGCAACACAUUAAUUUGAUUAGUACGUGCUUUAGAAUUACUUUACACUCAAGCAAUUCAAAAGAUGUCAAAGUUAUCACCAGGCUGCUGGACAAAUAUGUGUUACACCACCAAGGUACAGAUCAAGACAAAUCUGUGACUCAGGAUUUUAUCUUGGGAAGAGCGCAAGGUGUACGAAGAACUCAGAAUAACAAGGGAAGAUAACUCUGGGAACUACAAUGUGUCAGAAGAACAGCUCUUGCUAAUACAGCUCCCACCAAAGACCUGGUUAUCUAAGGUUUAUAUAGGAAUGCCUAGGUCAGCUGACAAAAUACUGGUCUUCUGCUCCAUAAAUGCAGAAAAAACGAUAACAACAGUGGAAAAUUGGAAGUCUGAAUUUCAGCUUUCUUAGAAAUAACUGCAACCUGACACAUUCCAUAAUAUUUAAACAGGGUGGGGGGAGAGAAAUCACCAAAGAUGUUACGUUUAGAGAUGACAUUGACAUGAAGAAUAGGUAAAUUUUGUUUUUCAGCCACUGGGAAAGCAGACCUCAUAGGAACUCAGAACAAGUAGGAGAAAAGAUUUUUUAUUUUUUUUUCCUUGUUCUUUUUCUUUUCAAAGAUGAACCUAACUGCACUCAAAGCUUUCGUGGGCUUGCUCUGGAAUUGCUGGGUUCUGGUGGGUCACGCACAGGGAGGUUUAGGAGACAAUCAUGUCCAUUCGAGUUUUAUUUACAGGAGGCUGCGCAACCAUGAGAGAAGGGAGAUUCAGAGAGAGAUUCUCUCUAUCCUGGGUUUACCUCACAGACCCAGACCAUUUUCACCAGGAAAGCAGGCUUCUUCUGCACCCCUCUUCAUGCUGGACCUGUAUAAUGCCAUGACAAAUGAAGAGGAUACUGAGGAGCUGGAGUAUUCACUAAAGGGAUCAAUGGCAGGGGAGAGCAGAGGGAUACGAAAAGGAUACCCUGCCUCUCCAAAUGGAUAUUCACGGAGAAUACAAUUAUCUCGCAUGACCCCACUGACCACACAGAAUCCUCCCUUAGCCAGCCUGCACGACACCAACUUUCUGAAUGAUGCUGACAUGGUAAUGAGCUUUGUCAAUUUAGUUGAAAGGGACAAGGACUUCUCCCACCAGCGAAGGCACUACAAAGAGUUUCGCUUUGACCUUACUCAGAUCCCGCAUGGAGAGGCAGUGACAGCAGCCGAAUUCCGGAUAUACAAAGAUCGAAGCAACAGCCGCUUUGAGAAUGAAACCAUUCAGAUUAGCAUAUAUCAGAUCAUCAAGGAGUAUCCAAACAGAGAUGCAGACUUGUUCCUGUUAGACACAAGAAAGGCUCAAGCUUCUGAUGUGGGCUGGUUUGUGUUUGACAUUACUGUGACCAGCAAUCACUGGGUGAUUAAUCCACAGAACAAUCUGGGCUUGCAACUCUGCGCUGAAACCGGGGACGGUCGAAGUAUCAAUGUUAAAUCUGCUGGCCUGAUUGGAAGACAUGGGCCUCAGUCAAAGCAACCAUUCAUGGUUGCGUUCUUCAAGGCAAGUGAAGUGCUUUUCCGUUCUGUCCGAGCAGCCAACAAUAAAAGGAAAAAUCAGAACCGCAACAAAUCCAGUAGUCAUCAGGAGUCUUCUAGGAUGCCAAGUGUUGGGGAUUAUAAUACAAGCGAGCAAAAGCAAGCAUGUAAGAAACAUGAACUUUACGUGAGUUUCCGAGACUUAGGAUGGCAGGAUUGGAUUAUUGCACCAGAGGGCUACGCUGCAUUUUACUGUGAUGGAGAAUGUUCUUUCCCCCUCAAUGCCCACAUGAAUGCAACAAACCACGCCAUUGUUCAGACUCUGGUUCACUUGAUGUUCCCUGAUCAUGUACCAAAGCCAUGCUGUGCACCAACAAAACUGAAUGCAAUCUCCGUGCUCUACUUUGAUGACAGUUCCAAUGUUAUUUUAAAAAAAUACAGGAAUAUGGUGGUGCGUUCAUGUGGCUGCCACUAGAAUAAAAAAAAUAAUCUAAAGCAGAGGGGUUUAUUCAGAAUUGUAAUAAAGUCAAGAUAUGAGCCUUGCUGAUGAAAAGGCAGUCCUAAAUUUAUUCCAUUUCAUGUCAUCUCUCAUUUAAAUGUACAGUGUAAUGUAUAUAGUAGUUUUUAUUUAUUUAAAAGUAUAUAGUUCCUUUUGUAUAGGCAAAAUUUCAGAACCGUUUAUUUUAUGGGUCACCUUGCUAUGCAGCAGAACUUCACAAACUAAUUUUUCAAUUGACCAUACUGGAAUCUAUUUCAUUCAAUUUUGAUAGUUUAAAGUAAAGCCUUUUUAUAGAUUUUUUUAAAGCUAGAAACUCCAGAACUUCUGUAACUGCUUCUUAUUGUUAAAAGAACUAAAAUACAUUUGGUCAUAUCGUGCCAAUGAAAACUGUGGCAGGAUAUUUAUUUAGAAAAAGGCACAGAAAAAAAACCUAAACAAAACUGCUUG
Messenger RNA from Haliaeetus leucocephalus (bald eagle), 2527 nucleotides. It is a transcript of the gene BMP5, whose product is annotated as bone morphogenetic protein 5. Gene Ontology annotation, cellular component: extracellular region. Bases 695 to 2056 code for a protein of 453 amino acids. Gene Ontology annotation, molecular function: cytokine activity; growth factor activity. The record is from RefSeq and is a predicted model, not a curated record. NCBI's taxonomy places the organism in Eukaryota, Metazoa, Chordata, Aves, Accipitriformes, Accipitridae. Gene Ontology annotation, biological process: SMAD protein signal transduction. The transcript is spliced from 7 exons.